AGCAAAACGUUUUGUUUAGAAAUUGCGACUCGUAACCACAUAGUACUUUAUUAUAUAUAGAAACUCCAAACGACGUUCUUUACAUUUAAUAUUUUGUGAAUUCUACUUAAAAAAGUACAUUAUUUACUAGGAUAUAUUUGAAUAUUACAUUCCAAACGAAGCAAUUACAAUAACAUGGUAACCUAACCUCACAAAGGACAAUGGGUAUAAAGAAAAAGAAAAACAUUAUCAUAAUAACGUUGUGUGUGGUCAUAAGUUUUAUUAUUUAUCAGCUGUACUUUUUUCUAACCUUAACGUCUGAUGCGGCUCAAGCAAACAAAGUGAUACAAGUCGUGGAUCACAAUAGCAUUAACGAUUUAAUACACAUAAAAUCAGAGGACGAUAAAUUUAUAAACGACAACGGAGUAGUACGCGGUGUUUUUUACACACACGUUAAAUAUUAUCGUCCCAAUUCUAAUUAUGAAUUUAAAUGCAUUUCUUCAAAACAUCAUAUACCUUUUGACCUGGUGAAUGAUGAUUUCUGUGAUUGUGAAGAUGGCACGGAUGAGCCGAGCACAUCUGCAUGCCCGUCUGGCGUGUUUUACUGUGACACACAGCUGAAAAAGAAGCAUUCAAUCUUUUCGAUACCAUCUAGUAAAGUAAAUGAUGGUAUAUGUGACUGUUGUGAUGGUUCCGAUGAAUGGCUACAUGAAAAGAAGCAACUGCUCAGUCAAUCAACAAAGCAACAUUUUAGAUAUUUUGUUUCCAAGUGUCCAAACGUUUGUGAUUAAUUUUUAGAAAAAAAAGUCAUAUUUUAAUCUCUCAACACUCAAGUGGUUUAAUACAACCGUGAUAAUAGAAUAAUAGAUUUCCAAGAAUCGACGAUUGAGGGAUUAAAUUGUUGAAAAAAUGUCUGCUGAUGU
This is a messenger RNA of Aricia agestis (brown argus), 902 nucleotides long. RefSeq names its product glucosidase 2 subunit beta. Gene Ontology annotation, cellular component: glucosidase II complex. Bases 201 to 770 code for a protein of 189 amino acids. Gene Ontology annotation, biological process: N-glycan processing. Gene Ontology annotation, molecular function: protein binding. The record is from RefSeq and is a predicted model, not a curated record. The transcript has a single exon. NCBI's taxonomy places the organism in Eukaryota, Metazoa, Arthropoda, Insecta, Lepidoptera, Lycaenidae.